Cydia amplana is the source of this 613-nucleotide messenger RNA. Its product is annotated as succinate dehydrogenase assembly factor 2-A, mitochondrial-like. The record is from RefSeq and is a predicted model, not a curated record. NCBI's taxonomy places the organism in Eukaryota, Metazoa, Arthropoda, Insecta, Lepidoptera, Tortricidae. Gene Ontology annotation, cellular component: mitochondrion. Gene Ontology annotation, biological process: mitochondrial electron transport, succinate to ubiquinone; tricarboxylic acid cycle; mitochondrial respiratory chain complex II assembly. The coding region runs from base 116 to 538 and encodes 140 amino acids. The transcript is spliced from 3 exons.
UGUCAUUGUCACUGUCAUUAGUGUAUAAAUAAUCUAGAAAAAAACAUAAUAAUAUACAGAAAAAGUGCAGAAUUUUAUAUUAAAUUGUGUUACGAGAUAUUAUACAACGUAAAAUAUGAAUUACCUUCGAUCGACUGUGAAUGCUGUCAGGAGGAUGCCUCGUAUGGCGAUGUCGAGUGAUGCGGGGAAGACCAUGGACACAACUUAUAUGGAAAUCCCUGUUUAUGAUGUAAACAGGCCACAGACUCUUGAAAAGCGUAAGGCAAGGCUCCACUACCAAUCGCGUAAACGAGGGAUGUUGGAGAACGACCUACUGCUCAGCACCUUCGCUAAGAAAUACCUCGACGGGUUCAACGAGGAACAGACGCUCAUGUACGACCGGCUCAUCAACUCGCCCAGCAACGACUGGGACAUCUUCUACUGGAUUGUGCAGAAAAAACCUACCCCCCAGGAGUUCAACAACGAAAUCAUGGACCUUCUAAAGAAACACGCUAGAAAUGAGGAGAAAGUAGCUCUCCGCCAACCAAAUCUGCAUUAGAAACUAAUUAGGAAGAAUGUUGCUGAAAUUAUAGUUAAAACGCUUUUAGUACCUAUUAGUUAAAAAAAAUGAUCU